Sesamum indicum (sesame) is the source of this 1044-nucleotide messenger RNA. RefSeq names its product auxin-responsive protein SAUR36-like. Lineage: Eukaryota; Viridiplantae; Streptophyta; Magnoliopsida; Lamiales; Pedaliaceae. Gene Ontology annotation, biological process: response to auxin. The record is from RefSeq and is a predicted model, not a curated record.
AAUUUCCUGGUGCGCAUCUUGAAAUCUUUGCGGACUCUUGUGCUAUUUCCUUCUCUCUUUCUCCUUCCAAAACAACUCCCCCUGUAUUUCUUUUUUCCCACCACCACUUCCGCCGCAACAAAGACUGCUCUCGGAUGAAACAUUCUACCGGAAAAAGCAGAGGAAUCAAUCAUGUCAAACAUACCCACGUCUCUCUCUGAAGUCUGUCUCACUCUUUUCCGUCUAGCCAUGUCCAUAACCGACCCUUGGCCUUUCUCUUAGAUUUUCUCCGCACCCGCCGUCUUUGUACACCUUCCUGUCUAGGGUUUGUCGCAUUUUUUGGGGGAAAAAGAAUUCAUGGGCAGGAUACGAGGUUUCUUGCUCAAACACCGAGUCACCACACUUUUUCGGCGGGUUUUCCGGCGUCCUUCUGCUUUCCACCGCCUAGACCCACCUCAAGGCGCCCGUGUGAAACCCUUCUCCGGGCUCAUUCUCUGGACUCACCGCCUCCGGACCAAAGCAAAGUCACUUCUGUGUAGGAAUCUUGAUCCGGGUCGAGGGUACAUUCGUGCGGGGCAGGAGCCUGUUUUGGAGAAGCCCGCGCCUGUCCCGAAAGGGCACAUGGCGGUUUACGUGGGUCAAAAAGAUGGCGAUUUUCAGAGGAUUUUGGUGCCCGUUGUGUAUUUCAAUCACCCUUUGUUCGGGGAUUUGCUGAAAGAGUCCGAAAAGGAGUACGGGUUCAAUCAUUCCGGAGGGAUUACCAUACCAUGUCGGAUCUCGGAGUUUGAGCGUGUCCAGACCCGGAUCAAGGCAGUUCAGUGUAACCGGAAAUUGCUGUCGUGGAAGAGAAACCGCAGGAGUUUGACUGUGUCUUGAACAUGAUGAUGACGAUAAAAACGUGGUUGUGGUGAUUAAAGAUUAUUUAGCAACUUCUCUUUUGAUGAUAUAUUCUAGUAUUUAUUUGGAAUUAUUGUAGCUUUGAUUCACAGUGUAUGGUUGUGUAGAUAUGGAGAUUUUUUAGAUCAUAAUUAUUUCCGUAGUUUCAAUCUACUAAAACAAAUAUAA